Molecule: messenger RNA, 4792 nt
Organism: Drosophila novamexicana
Lineage: Eukaryota; Metazoa; Arthropoda; Insecta; Diptera; Drosophilidae
Gene: ms(2)34Fe
Exons: 9
Coding region: 44-4741 (1565 amino acids)
Source: RefSeq, a predicted model, not a curated record
CGGUUUAUAUUUACAACACGUGAUAUAUUCAAAAAUAAACAAAAUGAGUACAUUAAGCACUAGGAGAACCGAUUUUAGCAGUCGUCGUAGCACCCGGAAAUCGCAGGUAGGUCCAGCUGCGAUCACCUACGACAUUUACUGCGUCAAUUUCUACGACAAUGGGCUCAAGGCAGUGCGUGAAGAGUUCAUCAAGCAGAUAAAGCUUGGCCUGCGACGAUUCCUAUUUGUGAUCGAUCUGGAUACUGAGCUGGAAGACGCUCGCGUAGCCAACCAGCUGUCUACUCGUCUAUCAAACAAGUUAAAAAAAGAUGUUCUGCCCACGAACCCUAUGGAACUGACCUUGCUGCGCAUACACGAUUGUUUGGCUGAAUAUGACCUUGUGACCCGUCAGAUUGAAGCGGAGCUCAGCUUUAACAUGCUCAAGUAUUAUCAGAAGAAUGUGCCAGCCCAGCUUAAGAUACGUUCGGUUGAUUCUAAAAAGGAAAAGUCAUCUGGCAUGGAAUCCAAACGUCGUCCCGUUUCCAAGACAAAGGAUACCACCGACACCAAGUCCUUGGGCAAGAUCUCGUGCUUUGGCGUCAAUGCCAAGGAACAUCACAGAGUGGGCAAGGGUUACCCAUUAUCCAAGCGCUUGUAUAUUAAAGAUGCGCCCUUGAAUACGACAAUACUAAUUCUGAUCAUGGGUCGAAUGGACAAUGAUUUCUACAUGCAGCUGCUCGGAAAUGCUCAACCAUUACGCGGCGUGGUGCACUUUCUGCCCGAGGAAUGUGCCUAUGAUUUGCUGGUGCCACGCCCACGUCGUGAGAAGCAACUGCGCGAGACUAUUGAGAAAAUCCAACGUGACAUUUAUGGGCUGCGCAAGCGAGCGCUUACCAAGCCGGUGGGCAUAUUCCAACAACAGCUGCCACAGAUGUCCCAGUGCCAGUCAGUUAAAUAUAGCAGCGAGAUCUUUGAUCAGCUCAGCUAUUAUAUGUACGAUAUGCAAAUGUUGCGGGAACAAUACGAUGAGUACUAUGUGAAACCGUAUCAUGAGAUCAAUGUGAAAAUGCGUGCGGACGCCAGCCUGCAGGACAGCCUUCAGAUGGCAGAGUCGCUGAGCAUUCAGGGACACUAUCUAAAGGCUGAGAUGCCGGCGGUGCACGAUGACGAUGCCAGCAUCUAUCUUUAUAUAGAAUCGCUAAUGUGCACAUUCGGUAAUCCGCGUGAUCUGAUGACCGAGAUGGAGGUCCUGCUGCUUGCCAAUCCCACGUCGUCUGUGCAAACGAGAGUGCUGGACAAGAUAAAGGUCUAUGCGAAUGCCUUCAAGAGCAUCAUCAAGCUGGUGAAGACCGAACGUUUGUUUGUGGAGCAGGCCAAUACGCUGCUCUGCAGCAUUGUGAGCUAUAUGGAUCAGGAAGCAAUGCGAAAUAUCUAUCAUGCAUGCUUGGAGUACAAUGUGCUGCGUCGUUACUUCACCACGGGCUACAUCUUAGAUAAAAUUAAUCCUACGCCCUACAGUACGGAUAUAGAGCCGCAGCAUUUGCCCAAAUAUGCUAAAGUGUAUUUAACCGAUGAUUCCGUUAGUCAGCGCAUUAUCCAACUGAUCACCGAGUAUGACAAUUAUAAUGUUAAGGAAAUUUAUCCAAAGGUCAAGCUCUAUACAUUCAAGCGUGCCCUCAAUGAGGUAUUCGAGAAAGAGCAACAGAUUACCAUACCGACGCGGCUUUGUUUUCGCGAUUUUACGCUCUAUGAGAUGCAGCAGUUUCUGCAGGACUUGGUCACGCCCCAGAUGUUUGAGACGGCCAUCGAGGUGAAGCAGCAGGAAACGACGUCGGAAUAUCCCAGCAUGUUUACGCUGGCCUCGGACGAGGAGGAGACAAAGCCGUACAGUUGCCCCAGCAAUAGGCGUUAUAGCAUUACGCCCAGCGUCUUCAUACGUCCCAAAUCCUUGAAGGCCAAGAGGAUAUCGGAGCAGCAGCGGGAGCACGAGAAAAGGGAGAAGGUGUCACCGCGCCCGUCCAGGCUGCGCAGCAAGGAGAGCUUUCGAGUGACAAAUAAAUCGAUGCGUAGCUUUAAUAUGCGCACCCCCAACAAUUUAAAAGAUGGCAGCGACCCUGAGAAGCCCACAUUUAUUGGACUGGGACCAGAUCAUUCCAUGCUCACAGGCUACAAUUUGGACGAUGCGCGUCAAACGAUCAAGGCGAAAACCUCGAAAUAUUACUUUGAGGAGGGUCUCAUAACACUCUAUGAGGAAAAGUGGAACUUUCGCCAGAUGAACAAGUGCCUGUCCAUUGAGAUUGACAAGCAGACACUGCAUCUGACCAAUGAACCGGGCAAAAUUGGAAUUAUAGCGUCAAAUAUACGUUUGCGUACACCCAAUGGCAUUAGCCUGCGUGUGAGACCAAAGGACGAGGAGUGCGCCAAGGCAGUACUCAAUUAUCCGAAUGGACUGAGCCUCUAUUGCCACGCUAACCAUGCGGAGCAUCUGUGGUCGGGUCAGCAGAGCGAACUCAAUGAAAGUCGACGCAUCAACACACCCUACGGCUGUGUCAUAGUCUUCUAUAACAAUACUGAUACGGUGAUGAUUAUGCGCUAUAAUGGCGAGGUUUAUCGUUUGUAUAGCUAUGUGGAUGUCAAGGGCGAGGAGGAGGGCGAAACGGAGGAUAAUACAAGUUUUAUAAAUGCCUGCUCCACACAAUCGACAUACAGCAGCUAUAAGCCGCUGCCGAAACGUAGCUUAAAAAAAAAGAGACACCCACGCAAUACCAUGUCGCAGACCAGUCGGACCAUAGGCGGGGCCGACACGUUGGGCAGGAAAACGGCCAAUCCGACGCACGACUCCAGUUCCAUAUCGUCGCAAACUCUGGCCGCACGCGCUGCCAAGGCGGAGGCACGUCAAAUACAAAUAGCCCAAGCGGCGGCGCUCUUUGCCAGCAUCGAUCCGGAACUGAAAUAUUUGGAGUUCAUAAUGCAGCUCUUCAAUCUGAGCUAUAAGCAUCUGAAGCUAACCACCUCGUUGGGCAGCGUGGUGCAUGUGGAGGAGAACAAGAUACAUUGUGGCAAGCCGAUCCGUGUCACCGAAUGGCAUGAUUAUUUUGCUAACGAGAGCUAUGCCAUGCGUGAUGAUGGCAUGCGCAUGGUCUGGACACAUAAUAGUCUCCGAUGUUAUCACGGCGAUGGCACUGUGAUCACCACCACAAUUGUGGAUGGUUGGGAUAAGGGCAUUAUCGAGGAUGAGAUUGAUAAGCAAAUCAGUUCCAGCAGCUCUCACAUAUUGCGUUUGCCGCAAAAUGAGCCCGAAUCAGAAGAAAGGAAUGUUAUAUAUAUUAAUGUGCCAGCAGGCUCAUCUCUUAUUGAUGAAGUCUUCGAAUCGAAGAAGUUCGAACAAAGGGAGCCGGAUAAGUUCGAUAAAAAGGAGCCUGAAUAUAUAGAGGAAAUACAGGUUGAGGAUCAGCAUAUUUAUGAUUAUAGCUUCACAACCCUUCAGCCGGAUAGCUUUUUGAUGCAGCACAAGACCUAUGCUGGCACUCAAUUCAACUUUACACACAUCAACCAUACGGACUUGGAGCUAGAGACAAAGGUCAUUGCCGCUGAUAAUCUACAAUUUCGAAUUUAUCAAGUGGCAAAAGAUGAAACUCUGGUACAGAAUGAAUCGUCAUAUGGCGAUGAAAGCCCCGAAAAGCCACCCGGUGAAGAUCAAUUUUCAUCUGAAGCUGAUGCAGACGAGUGGACCCGGUUAACUUAUAAAAUUCCAUUACGCUUACCAACAAUUAUUCCGAAGCUGACAUUAAUCGUCGAUAUCGAAGCAUCCAAUCUUCAAUUAUCCAUUCGGGAGGAUCGCAUCGAGCUAAAUGCGAAGUUGCGAAAGUUUGGCUGCGAUGAGAACGUCCUGGUGGUGCGCGACAACAUUCAGCUAAAUGUGAACAUGAAGAAGAGUCUGUCCACAGUCUUUACCGAAUGGGUCGACGUGUUUCAUAAGUUUAUCAAUUGCGCCUGCCCCAAAUGGCGCACCGCUUACUUUGUGGAGUCCACCUUGAGCGAUUGCCGCAGAAAGGGUCUAGAGCUGCUUAAAACUGUGCCAACACUGGGUAAAUAUAAUUUCUGUGCGGGCAACUAUUUUAUUGAUCCGGAGGAGCUGAAAACUGUUAAUGCACGCAUGACCAGCAAUAUAACGUGGCAGAAGGAAGACAUGGUUAAGUUUCCACGUUUUCCAGCUAAAAAGAAAGUCCCACAAAUAAUUCAAUUUCCCACAGUACUGAGUACCAAACUAUUUGUGGAAAUACCAGCUCAAUUGGCAUACACAGAUCGCAUACACAUGUUUAUUUAUCCAUUCGAGAAAAUCAAGUUUCGAAAAUUAAAGCACCGAUUCAACGAGGCCUUAAUCUUUCAUCUGUAUCCGCAUCUACGUGAUCUUGUGCACAAGGAGAUCAGCAAUCGCAGUUGGCGCAAUUAUCAUUUGGAGAACAAGCGUCGAGCAUUUCUGGAACAGCAGCGCCUUAGCCUAUAUAUUGCUAUGCUUAAGCACAAAGUGUAUCCCAAUUACUUUCAGUUUAGGGAUCAAUAUCACAGUCAUGUGCGCAACAUUGAUUUCUUUGAGUUUAUGGCCUCCAAAUGCAGCGAGAAGAACAACCCGGAGCACUAUCAAAAUGCCAAAGAUAAUGAAGAGCCAGCAAAUCGUGCCAAGGAACAGACCCAGGGCAAAGAACUAAAGGGUCGUCGCAAAAAGUGUUUGUGCCCCAGAUACGAGAAAUCCUUCAAAUAGAACUCUUUUUGUGUUGCAAAUAAUAUGAAGUGUAAUAAAUAUUUUGAAAAC